AAAAUUGAACUGAAUUAUAAAAUAUAUGAGAAUUGAAAUGGCUACAAUAUGUAAAUUCUAGUAUAAUUCAAAUUCCCUUUUGAAAUAAGUUGGCAGUACACUAAUUUCGUGAUACAGUACAAUACUGAUACAGUACAAGCCAAAGUUUAUUAUAUUUGACGUUUGCUAUGAUUGAAAUAUACCCAAUCUUCGGGCAUUGAAGUAAUACGAAAUCAAAAGAAUUUGCAAAAGUUUUGUUGUAAUUAGCAGCAGCAUUAUUAAUUAUAUUGACAUAUUCACAUGAAAAUAUUGAAAAAUAUUGAUCAUUUUAAUUAUAACAUACACGCCGGGAAUUAUUUACCGCAAACAUUGAUUAAAAAAUUUUUUUCUUUUAAUUUUUAAUUGAAAAAACGCAAAACGUCGUCUAACACGAACGAAAACAAUUCGCCUCAACAAAGCGAUUCAUCAACUAUGGCUGAGGCGGUUGCUGAGGAACGCCCUACGCAGGCUCCACGUUUUUAUUGUCAUAUAUGUAAUAUGGAAAUAAAUAUCGUAUCCAAUACAGAAUUUGUAUGUCCUUUGUGCGAUGGUGGUUUCGUUGAAGAGUUACCACCAACACCACAACCAAGUGGCAGCAACACUAGCGCAGACAGCGGUAAUAAUGCUUCGACUAGUAAUCCUCAACUUUCGGGUUUAGAUGCUUUACGGGGAGAAAUUGCUACAUUUUUAAUGUCUCGUAACGGCCCUAAUGUUGAAAUAUCAAUAGACCCUGGAAAUCGACGUGGUAAUGUUAUAACAAUAGGCGGCGGUAGUAAUAGCAAUGCUAAUCGUGGAAAUACCGGUGGUGGCAGAGUACGAGCUCAAAACUUGGACCGUUUAGAUAAUGUGUUACUCGACUUUUUGCAUACUAUAUCUGGUGAUGACAUAGCUUUCGGUAACUCACCAAUGUUUUUUAUGGGAAACCCAGGUGAUUAUGCUUGGGGACGCGAAGGCAUUGAUACGAUUGUAACACAAUUACUCAAUCAAAUGGAAACUUCAGGUCCACCACCUCUACCAAAAGAAAAAAUUAACGAAAUCCCCAAGCAUGAAGUUACAUCUGAUGAAGUUGAUAAAAAAGUACAAUGUUCAGUUUGUUGGGAAGACUUUCGUCUUGGCGAAACUGUACGCAAAUUGCAAUGCUCACAUUUGUAUCAUGAAAAUUGUAUUGUGCCAUGGUUAGAUUUACAUGGUACUUGUCCAAUUUGCCGUAAAUCACUUGCAGAAGAACCAAAUGAAGUAAUUGGUAGUAAUGAGAACGCUACAAAUAAUCUCAAUCGUCCCUUAGGCAGAGAUACAACGAGUGAUACUACAGGUAUCAGAAAUAUUGAUAAUGGUGCAAGUGGUAUCGCAACUAAUGCUACAAAUACUGCAACUGGUGGUACCUCUACUAGUCAUACUCAAACUCAGGAACCAAAUAGUACUUUUGAUUUUGAACGCAGUAACGAGGAUUUGGAUUAAAAAAAUUGAUUUCUAAAAAUUAUCUCAAUUCCUCAUAUAUUUUAUCAUUUAAUUUAUGUUACAAAAAAUGAAUAGCCUUCAUAAAAUUAAUAAAUUAAAUUAAUCAGCAUAUGUAUACCACUCCUUACAUGCAAUAGACAACACUUAUGAAAUAAGUUUGUCUUGUAUGCGCACCGAAGCAUUAAUUCUUAACUAAAAUGAAGUAAUUAUUUAUUAUAUUUAUAAAUAAUACAAAACAAAUUUGUUGCUGUGUUAUGAAUAUUUAACGUAAAAUUAAAAUUUUUGGACGGGUAUGCGUUUUUGUAAUAGCAGUAAGAAAUAUUUAAUAAAAUUU
Molecule: messenger RNA, 1810 nt
Organism: Teleopsis dalmanni
Lineage: Eukaryota; Metazoa; Arthropoda; Insecta; Diptera; Diopsidae
Product: E3 ubiquitin-protein ligase Iruka-like
Exons: 2
Coding region: 451-1476 (341 amino acids)
Biological process (GO): protein ubiquitination; positive regulation of DNA-templated transcription; ubiquitin-dependent protein catabolic process
Cellular component (GO): cytoplasm; nucleoplasm
Molecular function (GO): ubiquitin protein ligase activity
Source: RefSeq, a predicted model, not a curated record